AUGUUCGCACGUCUUCUCGUAUUUUGCUCGUGUGUUUUCCACGUGUUAGGUUUGUCUUGUUAUUGGAACAAUAAGUGUACUUAUACUAAUUACGGUAGCAAAACAAUAUACGAUGAUGUCAGAGGCGAUUUAAGAGAUACACCAGAAUUAGAAGGAUGUCAUCCAAUCGGAGUCUGGGCGUUAAUGAGGCACGGAACACGAAACCCGACUGACUCUAACAUGGAAAAAAUACAGCAUGCUGUCAAGUUUAAAGAUGCUAUAGUGAUGAGAAAUCUAACAGGUGACCGUGGGAAGUUGUGUGCACAGGAUGUGAGCAACCUUCAGAUGUGGUCUUGGGAUGACAGCAUCAGCUCAACACCUGGGUACCUGACAACGAAUGGCUACAAAGAAAUGUAUGACCUUGGCUCUAGAUUUCAUCAGAGGUUCUCGACUCUCCUGCCUAACAUCAACUGGUAUGAGUUCAGGCCAACUUUGGAACAGCGGACUAUCAAAAGCGCAGAGGCCUUCAUUGAAGGGCUGAAUCAGGGACAAUGGUUGUUCACCGACUCGAAUGCGACGGACCGAGAUGAUGUUUUGAGACCGUAUUACUAUUGUGCGAGACAUAACAUCGAAGUAUACAACGGGCAACGUUCUACUGACGAAAUGAAUAAAUACAUGGACACGUUAGAGUUUCGAGAGAUGUUGCAUCGCCUACAAAACAGAUCUGGCUUAGAUGAACGCCUGACGUCGUCAGAAGCAGUAGCACUUUACGAUCUGUGCCGCUUCGACAGAGCCUUCUCCUCGACCAGGAGCUCGCCCUGGUGUGCCCUCUUCACUGAUCGAGACCUCAUAAUCUUAGAGUACUUGAAUGAUAUCCGACAUUAUUACAGAAACGGUUACGGCUCGGAGAUUAACGGAAAACUGGGUGCUCCAGCACUCAAGAAUCUGUACGAGAACUUUCUCUCCGUCGUCUCCAAUGAUUCCACCAGCAUCACGGGUUAUUUCACCCAUGAUAGUUUGAUGCAGAUGGUGUAUACAGCACUACAGCUAUUCCGUGACUAUCCAGAGGUAUCUGGGUUUGAGAGGAACGAAGACAGAAAAUGGCGGACGAGUUUCAUGACUCCAUUUGCUGCUAACUUCGUAGCUGUUUUGCACAAGUGCCCUACAAGAAAACAGUCAGAACUGUAUCAAGUGCAAUUCUUCAUCAAUGAAAAAGAAUACCACCUCUGCAACGCCAGGAGUUGUAACUGGAAACAAUUUCACGAGAAAUUCUCUAGAUUCCUUGACAUCAACUUAGACGAGUGUAAUAUUGAUAAGGAAAUUUCACCACUACAGAAACUUACAUUUAGAAACGUUACUUUGUAA
Molecule: messenger RNA, 1344 nt
Organism: Diatraea saccharalis (sugarcane borer)
Lineage: Eukaryota; Metazoa; Arthropoda; Insecta; Lepidoptera; Crambidae
Source: the annotation of a GenBank genome assembly